AUGAGAAGGAAAUUAUCUCAAAAGCGGCACUCGCUUGGUAACCCAAUGGAAACUAUUGAAUCUAUGAGAACAACUCUGAAGAAAAGAUCAAUGAAAAGAAUUAAAGGUAAAAUUCGGAAGGACUUAGACAAAAUGUGCGAUUUAAUAUAAUAUUAACUCAAAGACAGUCUGCACAGCAAGAGUUUUCUUCGCAUCCUAUUAUUGGAAUGAAUGAUGAUGGAUCAAUGAUUGAACUUGAAAAUCCUGAAACUGAGCGAUUCAAUGUGUUUGAAACACUUUCUACAAAAUCUUUAGGCCAAAAUCAACCGAAGAAAAAGAGGCUACAUUCAAGAAGAAGCUCUGAUUUCAAAUAGCAAUAUGAAUAAACUUAUUAAAGAUCCUUCUCUCAAACAAAAGUCAAAUAAUUACAUCUUAAAUAUUCAAAGACCAGCUACAGCAAUUGAGACUGCAAAAGAAGCACAGAAAGUAAUUAGUCCAAGAUUCACGAAGACUGAUUCUAAAUAAACCUUUCCUAAAAGAGAGCAACUUUAUAGGAGUCGAUAAGACAAAUGAAAUAAACAUUAUUCCUGAAACUCCUAGUCAGCCCUUAAUAACAAUUGGAGAGUUAGACCAAGCCAAAGCAAGGCCCAAAACUAGCCGUAAAAAGGCCAAUGGAAGACAAACUAGUGGCCCAAACCUCAACACAGACUUAAAUGAAAUCCAAGAUUUCUACUUCCAAGAGUCCUCUCAGUCCAAAUAAGUCUACAAAAUCAGCCAAGAGAAGGAAAUUUAAAGAGAAGAAAGAAGAUAUUCAGAAGAUAUUUAACAAAUUAGCAAGCAUUGCCAGAGAAAACUUAAGGCAGAUCACACAGAAUGAUAAUCCUAGCUCACGAGAACUCCUAACCACCUUUAAAGGCAUUGAAGUUCUUAGUGGGACUAAGGAAGUUGACGGAGAAAGAAUUCCAGAUGAGAGCAUCAAGAUGAACAAGUAUUACAAAGUUGCUCCUAAGAUUGGAGAUUUUGAGAAUUCACUCAAACGACAACCUAAAAUUCCACUCAAGUCUGGAAGUUUAUCCCAAAGACCCCCGAUUAUUUUCACGAGAGGGAAGAUAAAAUAAGAAAAACACCCAGGAAGUAUACAUCAAUAAUUGGAAGAUCAAUAAAAGCAGAGCAAAGAAUCUAAAAGGAGCAAAUUCAAAGGUAGUUUUUACCAAACACACAAUGGCAAUUGGAGAUACUCAGCAUCUAUUACGCGACUGUUUCGAGAAAAGACUUAAAUCUGCUCAAACUAUGCGGACUCCUAACAGGAAGAGAAGACAAGCUUCUGCAAUUAGUGCCAGUAUAGGGCGACUAACUCAAAGACCAGGGUCUCGCAUCAAAGGGAGAAUUCUGAAAGAAAAAUAUAAAAGAGAGCUUGUUAUUGAAGAAGAGAAGAGGAUCUCUGAGAUGCAGAAUACCAUUAGUAAGCAUAAUAAUAGUAGUUCUCGAAUCCAGACUAAUGCUGAAAGUCAUAACAAAUCUCCUUCAGUUAACACUCUUCAAAAGUCUGCAAUAGGAUCUUCGCAAAAGGAGCAUAUAGACUCUGUUCAGGAUUUAUUAGCUACAUUAAAGAAAUUUAUAACAGGAUCAAAACGAGAAACCCCAGAUAUUGCUAAAAAGAUCAACCAGCUCUCUCGAUUAGUCUCAGAUAAAGAUCUAAACCUAAACAGACUACUAGAAAACGCUGACUCAGAAAUGCUUCAAAUCUUCUGCCAGAGGACGGCUCAUCUCAAGUUGCAGCCAGCUGAAAUAUACCAAAAACUUAAGAGCUACAAGGAAGAUCGCCUUGUAGAGUUCUUCCAAAAUUUAGAGCUUCUAGAACAAUACAUAAAUGAUGAAAUGAAGGAAGAGAAUUACCUCAAAAUGCUCAAACUAGAACGAAUUAUUAACAAAUAUACGUCCAAAUUCAAAAUGAGCAAGAAACAAAGGAAAGCUUAUUACCCAUAAUUCUGGCUGAUCGGCUCGAUCCAAGC
Moneuplotes crassus is the source of this 1991-nucleotide messenger RNA. Lineage: Eukaryota; Ciliophora; Spirotrichea; Euplotida; Euplotidae. The record is from the annotation of a GenBank genome assembly.